This is a messenger RNA of Triplophysa rosa, 7135 nucleotides long. RefSeq names its product sterile alpha motif domain containing 4A (gene samd4a). NCBI's taxonomy places the organism in Eukaryota, Metazoa, Chordata, Actinopteri, Cypriniformes, Nemacheilidae. Gene Ontology annotation, biological process: negative regulation of translation; regulation of mRNA stability; nuclear-transcribed mRNA poly(A) tail shortening. Bases 1012 to 3051 code for a protein of 679 amino acids. Gene Ontology annotation, molecular function: translation repressor activity; mRNA binding; protein binding. Gene Ontology annotation, cellular component: P-body. The record is from RefSeq and is a predicted model, not a curated record. The transcript has 13 exons.
CUAAAACAGUGGCGGUAGAGCUCCAUCUGAUGGACGGUAUUUGCAACAGCAACGCGCCUCGGUUACAUUUUCAAGAAUUCAAGGGCGGCAUCGAGUGUAUCCCAUUUCGACACGUUUCUAACCCACUUUCGUCGCGUCACAGGAGGACAUAGUUACAGUGUAACUUUCUAAAGCAAACACUAGCGCAAAAGCUUAAACUUUAUUCAUCAACCGGUCGUCGACGGACUCGACUUUUAGGUACCCCCACCUCUUUAAAACCGUGUAAACAAAACUUCACUCUCGCUCCAAUAUCGUCGGGUUUGAUGUGGAAGCCUAAUUUUUCCCUAAAAUUCCCUGAUCGUUCCGUCUCUUGUAGGAUAAGCAACACGAUCUCCUCCUAACUCCAUUCUCUAUUUUUGUGCUUCCUUGUGCUGCCAAGCCCCUGACGUAAUGCUCCGUGUUAAUUAUUAGCAUGUGGGAAGUGAUGCCGAGACUCUCCUCUGCUGCUUAAACAAGAGCGACAGACUGCGGGGAGAAAAACCUCGUCAAGAUGGCCAAACACACUGACCCAGAGUGAAGGGACACCCGCUCCCCGUCCCGUCCUGUCCUGUCCCGCGAACAGCACCCAUGCAACUGCGCCUUUAGGUGGAUGAUGAAAGAGGUUUUCUGUUGAAAAUGCCAUCAAGAAUCAAGCUGGACAGUCACUGUAUGCUGAAGGAAAGCUGAGGAACGUUUCUAAACCUGGAGGGUUGGAGAGCUCUAGCACCAUCUCAAAGCUUCAAACAGGGAUUCCCUUCCGCCCAACGUCACACAAUACCACACAUUGGAUCAAAGGAGCAUAUAACACCUCAGAAAAGUAUUUGCUGUCAAACCUUAAGCCAAAAACGUAAACGCACGUGUCAGUUUUGGAUACAUCUCUAAGGUGAGACUCCACUGUCUGCAAGGAAUCACAUUCGGAAUCCAAAGAGUCGUGGACGUCUCUCUCCCUCUCGACAAACCCGAGUCUUGGUGCCCGUGCCUCCCCACUAGAUCAUGAUGUUUCGUGACCAAGUGGGAGUCCUCGCCAGCUGGUUUAAGGGAUGGAACGAAUGCGAGCAGACAGUGGCGUUAUUGUCGCUCCUCAAGCGCGUCAGUCGUACCCAAGCGCGCUUCCUGCAGCUCUGUCUGGAGCAUUCCUUGGCUGACUGCACCGAGCUGCAUGUCCUGGAAAGAGAAGCCAAUAACCCAGUUGUGAUUAGUCAGUGGCAGACCGAGCCUAAAGAGCGGGUCAUCUCUUUGGUUCUGAGCCAUCUGCCUCUCCUCAAACCGGGCAAUGCCGAGGCCAAAGUGGAAUACAUGAGUCUGCUACCCAAGAUCUUGGGGCACACUAUCGAACACGGGCGCCACCUGGAAGAAAGCCGUCAGCUUCUGUCCUACGCUCUCAUCCACCCCGCGACCUCUCUCGAUGACCGGGCGAAUCUCGCCUCUUGGCUCAACCACCUGGAGGAACGGGCGGCCGCCCGAGGAGCUGGAGACUCCUUGGAGCGGGCGCCUUCAUCUCAUCACGGGCAACCUCCGCAUCCUUACACCCACCACCAGCGCUUCGGCUCAGAUGACCGUCUUAACGGCUGGCAGAGCUCGAGAGACUCUGGACUUGGAAGUUGGCAGCAGCAGCCGCAGCAGGGUUGUGAAAACGGGCACCUUUCGCUGUACCCAUCAUCCUCUGUUCCAUCCACUAUCAACGCUGUAGGUACAGGCAGUGGGACCAACACAAUGCUGACGGGCGGGCAGCACAGUCCUCUGAGGCGUUCGGUGUCUCUGACCCCUCCGAUGAGCGGCGGAUCUAACCAGCCUCUGGGGCACGGCUGGCUCUCCCAGGAGGACCUGCGUCCCCGCGGGCCGGCCCCCGACCACGCCCCUCUCUCACCUCAGAGUAGCGUGGCAUCCUCGGGCAGCGGAGGCAGCGAGCAUCUGGACGAGCACGCUGCCGUCCGGAGUACAUUCCAUGAGGAGGGAAGCGGAAUGAGAGAUGUUCCGGCGUGGCUGAAGAGUCUACGACUCCACAAGUACGCCGGACUGUUUUCCACCAUGACCUAUGAUGAGAUGAUGUCCCUCACCGAGCAGCAGCUGGAAGCUCAGCACGUCACCAAAGGGGCACGACACAAGAUCAUCAUCAGUAUUCAGAAGCUGAAGGACAGACAGAACAUGCUGCGCUGCCUCGAGAAGGACAUAUUGGAGGGCGGGAAUCUACGUGCUCCUUUGCAGGAGCUCCAUCAGAUGAUCCAGACCCCCAUGAAGGCCUGCAGCACAGAAAAGACGUCACAGCGCCACCUGCUGAGCGCAGAAGGGAAGAUCACCAUCGCCAGUUCACAUCUGGGCGGAGGAGAGACCGAAGGCAGCUCUACGGUCAUAGCCGAGGGAAACAUACCCGCUCAGUUCACACGCGUCAUGGGCAAAGUUUGCACACAGCUCCUCGUCUCUGGAUCAGAUGAGGAGAACAUAAGUUCAUAUCUACAGCUUAUUGAUAAAUGCCUUAUCCAUGAGGCCUUCACGGAGACGCAGAAGAAAAGGUUGUUGUCAUGGAAACAGCAGGUGCAAGUGCAGUUCCGGUCAAUCUCACGGAAGACUCUGCUGGACCUGACAGGACCCAGACGAAGCAGCCGUUACGGCCAGUCCAACUCCCUCCCGACCACGGGCUGCGUGGGCAGCGGAGUUCCCACCCGAAGGAACCUGCGGCAAUAUCAAAUGCGGAACUUGUCUGGCAUGAGAACCCUUCUGGGCACCACUGGGCUGUUCGGACCAACCCCCCGGAGCAGCAGUAGCACACCUACCGGCCUGAAACAAGGAAGACAGGGUUUGUGGUUUGCCAACCCAGGGGGCAGCAACAGCAUGCCCAGCCGCACCCACAGCUCCGUUCAAAGGACUCGUUCGCUCCCCGUCCACACCAACCCACACACCCUGGCCAUGUUCCAGCAGGCAGAUAUGCAGGUGCCGGUGACUGAGCCCGACAUCAAUAACCGUUUGGAGUCUUUAUGUCGCAGUAUGACAGAACAUGCUCUCGGAGAUGGUGUCGAUCGAACUUCUACGAUCUGAAAAGAGGACGGAGAAGGACGACGGCAUGCCUGGCAGCAGGGGAAAAGGUCAUCGCGAGGUCACGAGCCCCUCUGUCUACACACCCCCCUCCCUCCCCCUCCACCUGCUCAUCUACCACCACAGCCAAUGGUAGAGGUGGCAUUCGGUCUGGGGCGUGGUCUACACAGUGCCAAUCACAUUUUUCGAAAGCAAGCUCAGUCACAAUGACUACUGUGUUUACAUUCGAUUUUGGGAGAAUUUUGAACAUCUCAAAAGCAGGAAAACCACAGAGGGUCUUUGUGUCGGCACGGCGGCCCUCCCUGAGACCGCUCGCAACGUUCAGGCCGCUGUCAGGGAAGAAAUCCAAACCAGCUCGCUGACAAGUUUUGUGUUGAGCGCCCAGAGGUUUAUACAAUGAAGUCACACAUAUUACGUAAUUAUAUGUUGUUUACACAUAAUGUUGUCGAGGAUAUCAGGACAGUCAUUUUUAUUUUUGUUCAGGUGCGAGCGUUCGACGUAAAAGCUUUAGUUUCCUACGUGGCUUCAUAGUUUACAAUAGUGUUGUUGUUGGUUUUUUGCAUUUUGUUUGUAGUUUUUCUUUCGUGCCAGCAGGAAAGCUGUUUUAGAGCACUAUCAAGACAGAGACGGGUAUGGUACUCCAAAGAAAAGGCAAGAGGGAAUGUGAGAGGUUGAGAGAUGGAGAAGAGGAUGGAGGCGAGUGGAUACGGGAAACAGGAAGUGCCGUAAGCGUAGGGGACUGGUGGUGUGAAGGGAGCGAGGAACGUCGCAGAUGGGUUCUGACGUAAAGAGCAGAGGUCGAGGGGAAAUCAGGAGGUCAUAGUUUGUCUCUGAAGUCAACAGAUAUGAGCAGAGAGGUUUGGUUACGUGUUUGGGAGAAAUGCCAGCAAAUGCAAGUAGAUGGAAAAGUUGAGGGCAGGUCAGAGAUGUGAGCAGACUUUAUUUUCUGCACUUAUUUCGAGGUCAAAUCGGUAAAUGGAGAUGAUAGCACUGUCUUAUUCAAGGCUUAAAGUAUUUCAGAUAAGUCUGUAAAUUCACAGCAGGAUAGAAAUGUUGAGUGAUGUAUAAAAGUUUCUACGUAGUACAGGAUUUAUAUUGGGAAAUCUCGACAUGUGGUACACUAUGUCUUUAUUGGACACUACAUAGACAUCAAUGUUGUUCUUUAUCGUCAGAGAACGUUACUGUAACAGAUUUGCAACACUAAUCCAGCAAUUAUUGGUCUGGAGCUCCACCUGGUGGUGAGACUAAUGCAUGGCACCUCUUCUGAAAUAGUUGGGACUACAGUUUUCUUCAGUAUUGUCUUAAUAUCAGCCAUUAGUUAACUAUGCCAGGUAUAACAUGUAGUUUGUUUACACUAAGAAAUGAGCUCCUAGGACAGCUUUCGACUCUAUACACGUAAAGAUCUGAUUUUCUGCAUGGAAAGGGUCUGAUUUUAAAAAGAAAAAGGUUUUUGCUACACUUGUUUUAAUCUGGGACAUUAACGUCCCUUUAUGAGGGUGAUUGUCGACGUUUCUUAUUUAGUUUUUCCUACAAUAACUUUUGCUUUUCUUGCCCUUGGUGCUGUAAAUCUAUGCUGAAGUCAUCAAAAGUGAAUUUGCAAUGUGCAAUAGACUUUCACAAGCAGCGCGGUGUGAUGCAUGAUGGGGGCGUGGUUUCAGAACAUGAAAUAACCCCGCCCCCAAUUAUUCCCUCAAACGCUACAUCGCCAAACCAGAGGACAUUUUCGCUCGGCUCUUUUGGAAAGGAUGCACCUGCCCACACCUCAAGUUUUUGUUUUUUUCUGCGCAUCCAAAGAAACCAGUAUUUUGACUGACUGAAUAUUCGUGCUCGAGCGCAGGGUUAAAGGCACUUUCACACACACACACACAGUGGUUUUAUCUAAAGACAAAAAGCAGGUGUCAAGGCACGUGUACACACACGGUAAAUGCGGCCUGACAGAAUGUCUCAUGUAUGCCAUUCAAAGACACUGUUUUAACCGAUACGUUGACUGCGCAGCGUGUCGACCAAUCGGCUUUUUGAGUUAUGAUUGGUUCGUCCAAUCCAGUGCUUUCAAAGUGCAUGAAAUGCCUUAAAUGGAUCGGUAGCCAAUGUUGCAUUAUAAAGCAUGUUAAAGGAUUGGCGUAUAGCGUUAGAAACCAUCGUGUGGCAUGUUGUGUAUUUGUACACUUGCGUCUUGUUUCGGGAGAUGCACAUUUGUGUAUGAAAAGCCACUCAUCACUGCCAUUUGAAUGAAAACAUUUAGCUGAUUCAAAUGAUUAUUUAUUCAUUUUUUUCUAUUAUUGAUGCAGAGGUUGUUGUAUUCUUUAGAUGUAUUAUUUAAGAAACCUUGUAUUAACUUUGCUAUGGCUGGUAACCAUAAGUACAUCUCAGAUAACCUAGUUAUUUUUUGACUUUUGUUUUUUCGACUUUAUCUCAAAUUCGUAUCUGAUAGUCAAAAGAAACUCGAGUUUCUUGUUAAUGUUUUGGGGUUUUUUGCGAUUGCAUAUAAAUGCUUAUAUUUUGCUAACCCUCUCCCUGGAUGGUGUACUUGUGUACUUUACAGAGAGUGUUUUUUUACUUUGUAAACAAAGAGCCAGUUUUGGGGGGAUUUUUCUUUUUUUUUCCCGUUUUUUUUUGUGAUAUUGCUGUUAUUUUGUUGCUGUUUUGAAAAACUUCACUUGAUGUGUGACCACCUCAGCUGUUACAUUUAUAUUAAAUGCCAAAAUGUAUCCAGUCCCAGAUCUUAAAAAGAAUGCUGCUCUUAUUUGGCUGUUAAAGUAUGAUGCUUAUUCAGCUCCAAAACUGACAGCCAAAAGUCCCAAAAUGUGUUCACGUCUAGAUCUGUUUCAAAUACGUCUCGUGUGAAUGAGCUUCUGUGCUAUUCAGUCCGGUUGCAUUGGACUGCAACCAUGCAGCAAAAAUAAUAGAUGCUGUAACAGUGUUAACAUAUACAUGCUACCUUGAUAUUCCAAAAAAAAUGAAAGUAGAUGUUAGCGAUGAUGAAGCCUUUAUCGGUAGAUUGUUUUGUAAUAGGCUCUGCACAUUGGCAUAUUGGAGCAUAUCCGAUGCUGAUCGAUUUUAUUUUUUUAUUUCGUUUUUUGUUUGUUUCUUAUACAUGCAUCUAUACUGUAACAAGUGUCUUUUUUGCUUUACUUUUUGUUUUCAUUUUGUUACUUUCGAGAGCCGAUGUCCUGUAUUGACUGCAGGCUGACGUACAUAUACAAAUAUUAAAUAUAUAUAUUUUAAAACAAUCAUAUGAAAAAAAAGUGAAAAUAGAAAAAAGAACAAAAAAAUGUUAAUUUAUAUUUUAGAGAUGCAUGCAAGAGGCUGGGAAGUCGUAUCUAAAAUAUCUAGAAUAACUGGCAGUGCCUUUUUUUGUAUUCAGACAUUACCCCAAAUGUAAAUAGUUUUAUAUGGCUCUAAAAUAUAAAGAGAAGCAAGACGCAUUGAUGGUCGAAACAUCAGAACAUACAAAGUCCAUACUGAGCUGAUUUUAAAGUGCCUGCACCCAUCCGUCUGGAUAAAAGAAGUCGGAGGGAGUGUACUGAUGGUUCAUGGGAAUCUGUAUGCUUUAGGUACUCUCAGUGCUGAUAUGAAGUUAUGAAUUUACUUGUCUGUACAACACACAGAUUUUUGUUUUCUAUGUGUGUGAAUGUGACACUGUGUAUCCAGGUGAGGAAGAAACCGGAUUUUUUUGUAAUUUUGUAGAUAUCCUUGUAGAAAACGGUGCAACAUGGCAUGAUUUCUUUUAUAAACAGCAGUUUUUUUUACUUCCUGUUGUAUGAUACCCAAGGGAAGGAGUCACAGCUUAUGUUACAGCUUUCUGCUCGUUUAUUACAGAUCUGGUUCAAUUUACAAAUGCUUUCACUCAAAAAAGUUCACUUUAGUCAAAAAUGGAAGGAUCUCUGUAAUAUCCUUUUAUCUUUGACUGGUCAGUGACUGCUUUCUGUGGAGCCGUGUGUGAGUGAGAAAAACAUGGGAGAUUGUACUGUUUGUGUGUGUUGUGUAUGUCCAUUGAAUGUGUUUUCUGUUUCAUUGAGUCUGUGUCAAAUGCUUGACAUCUUUGUAAUAACCACAGACAAAAAGUAUUAAAGUAUUAAAGACUGUU